Messenger RNA from Eublepharis macularius, 1855 nucleotides. It is a transcript of the gene CIART, whose product is annotated as circadian associated repressor of transcription. Gene Ontology annotation, molecular function: RNA polymerase II cis-regulatory region sequence-specific DNA binding. The coding region runs from base 168 to 1625 and encodes 485 amino acids. Lineage: Eukaryota; Metazoa; Chordata; Lepidosauria; Squamata; Eublepharidae. The transcript is spliced from 6 exons. Gene Ontology annotation, biological process: negative regulation of DNA-templated transcription; circadian regulation of gene expression. Gene Ontology annotation, cellular component: nucleus. The record is from RefSeq and is a predicted model, not a curated record.
CGCCGGCUCAGAGCCCGCCGAGAAGCCGGAGAGUCGGUCGCGCCUGUCGCCGCAGCCGCCCCAGCCAGCCAGCCAGCCUCGCUCGCCCCCGACGCCUCCGCGGACCAGCGGGCCCCUGAGCGCGUGCAGAGCGCGCUUUCUCCAGCCUGCGCACCUUUCCGGCAACCAUGGACUCCUCCCGUGAGUCUCUCUACUCCUCCAUGAGCGUUUCGUCCCGCGAGUCUCUCUACUCCAUCGACAGCGCCACCAGUGAAGAAGAGGAUGAUGAACACUGUGCCAGCUUUGAAGUCUUCCUUUCGGACAGUGGCAGCGACCCAGAGAAGGAGGGGGGUCCCUUGAAGAGCCGACGGGACGCUUACCCAGAUGGGCCGAGCUUUCUGGGCUCCCUGAAAUCCAGGCAGACUAAUCCAGGCUUCCUUUGCCAGGGCCACGAACGCUGCACACAGAAAUCGCUUGGCUUGUUGGCUUCGGCCCGGCUGCGGCCUUCUGGGCGCUGUUGCCGUUACCCUGCAGUGCUGGGCAAGCCCUGCUGUACCCAUUUGAGGGAUGCAGAUGGCAGGCUGCCCAGGAAGGCAGCGAGCCAGAGCAGAAUGGAGAGCAAUGGACGCAAGCGGCCCGGUGGUGCCGUGGGAGGAAGCCAGUCCCCAGAACACAUGGUGCAGCCCUCCCUGGCUGGGUUCAAAAGACACCGGAGCAAGGCAUUGGAGGCCAGAGAAGAUCCGUGCCCUUUUGGGUGGACCGAAGGAGACCAGCUGUUUGCACAAAAGUGUCGGGAGCUGCGGGGCUUCAUCCUUCCGCUCCAGGAGCUUCUAAUCAGGCUGAAGAUGGGCCGCUUCGACAGAGGGCUAAGCACCUUCCAACAGAGCGUGGCCAUGGAUCGAAUCCAGCGGAUCAUCGGCGUCCUUCAGAAGCCAGGGAUGGGGGAGCGCUACCUGGGCACCUUGCUGCAGGUAGAAAGGAUGCUUAAAGUUUGGUUCCCUCAUGUUGCCUUGAAGAGCUCAUGCGCUGAUGGCGACAUAGCGUCAGAGAACACGUCUGAAAUGGCAAAGAAAUCUUUGUCAGCGGAUUCUGCUGUGCCCAGGAGGGCAGCUUCCAGCCAUGACUCUGCGGAGAGCCCCCCCACGGAAAAGCUUCACCAGACGCAUCUCACGGACGCCUCGCCAGACUCUGAGAGCAAAGCUGGGGCUUUGUGGGGAGAGCCGACUCCCUUCCUGGCCGACUGGCCCACCAUGAACUUAACUUGGAUUCACACUUCGCCUAUUUCUAACCCCCCCUUGGGCCACGUGAACUCUGCCUUUGGGCAGGCCCUGCUGGGCCCAGCCCCCCAGAGCACCUACGGCAUUGUCCUCUUCCUCCACAACAGCCCCGCCCCCUUCGUGCCCUCGGACCGCUCCACUUCGGUGACCCCUGCUCUUCCCCCCCAAGCUUGUUUCCAUUCUAGCAGGCUUCUUCCGAGCACCGGAGAGCUUCCGCGUUGCCAGAGCCUUCCAGGCACCACGCAAGGGGACAGCAGCCUUCCGAGUGGGUCCCUUGCCUGCCAUUCAAGGUCUCUGCCACGCUUGCCAACGUCUGGGGAGAAACUGUCAGUGGCCAGUGAGGGGCUGCCAUAUUACAGCAACUCUUGAGGCUCCAUUUUCCAAACGCAAAUGUCUCCACCACCCUUACUACUUUUUUUUUAUAGAAGCUCCUGCUCUGGUUUUUCUUUUUUUAAAUUUAAAAACAUUUAAUGUGUGUAUGAUGAGGGGAAUUGCUUUGCCAUCCAGGGUAAAGGGUCAGUUUUAAUAAAAAGGCAUUGUUGUGACUGCAAGAAACUCUUGUGUGGCAUCGUUUGUCUGUGUUGUUUCCUGGAUUUGGU